Messenger RNA from Ostreococcus tauri, 1878 nucleotides. RefSeq names its product UTP--glucose-1-phosphate uridylyltransferase. The transcript has a single exon. Gene Ontology annotation, biological process: UDP-N-acetylglucosamine biosynthetic process. The coding region runs from base 1 to 1878 and encodes 625 amino acids. The record is from RefSeq and is a predicted model, not a curated record. NCBI's taxonomy places the organism in Eukaryota, Viridiplantae, Chlorophyta, Mamiellophyceae, Mamiellales, Bathycoccaceae. Gene Ontology annotation, molecular function: UDP-N-acetylglucosamine diphosphorylase activity.
AUGGCGCGCGCGAUCGUCGACGCCCACGUCGCCGCGGGCGCGCUCACGGCUGAAGACGGCGCGUUGUUCGCGAAGAUGAUCGCGCUGGACCAAGAACACGUGCUCGCGCACUGGCCCGAACCGGGCACGGACGACGACGCCAAGCGCGCGUUCGCGGCGCAGCUGCGCGCGGCGGACGAUGGGUACCCGGGGGGGGUGGCGAAGUACAUCGAAAACGCGCGAGCGCUGUUGGCGGCGAGUAAGGAAGGGAAGAAUCCGUUCGAGGGGUGGACGCCGAGCGUCCCGGUCGGGCGAAACGUCGAGUACGGAUCGAGCGGGCAUCGCGAGCUCGAGGGCGUGGGAAUGGGCGAGGUAGGCGAGACGUGCUUCGUGCUCGUCGCCGGGGGGUUGGGCGAGCGAUUGGGUUACUCGGGGAUCAAGGUUGAGCUACCGGUGGAGAGAGCGACGGACACGUGCUACCUGGAGCUGUACGUGAAGAACAUCUUGGCUUUGCAGGCGAGAGCGGCGAAGACGAGCGGUGGAGUCGAAGAUGAUGGGUGCGGAUGCUUCGGUAGCGCCAAGAAAGAGACGAAGGAGUCGACGCCGAUUCCGUUGGCGAUCAUGACGUCGGAGGACACGCACGCAAUGACGCUCGAUUUGCUCGAACGUAACAAUUACUUUGGCGCAGCGAGAGAUCAAAUCACGCUCAUGAAACAAGAGAAAGUGCCGUGCCUGAUCGAUAACGAUGCGCACCUCGCACUAAAGGAGGGCGAUCCUUACAAGCUCGCGCUUAAGCCGCACGGUCAUGGCGACGUGCACGCGUUAUUGCACACGAGCGGUUUGCUGUCCAAGUGGCAAAGCCAAGGAAAGAAGUGGGUGGUCUUUUUCCAGGACACCAACUCUCUCGUUUUCCGCGUCAUCCCGGGCGCACUCGGGGUGUCUAAGACGAUGAAUCUCGAGUUCAACUCGUUGUGCGUACCGAGAAAAGCCAAGGAGGCGGUCGGCGCCAUCUCUUUGCUGACACACAAGGAUGGGCGCAAGAUGACGAUCAACGUGGAAUAUAACCAACUUGAUCCGCUCCUGCGGGCGACGACGAACCCGGAGGGCGACGUGAAUGAUGCCAGUGGAUUUUCUCCUUUUCCGGGUAACAUCAACCAGCUUAUCGUGAGCCUUCCCGAAUACGCUGCGCAACUGCGUAAGACGGGUGGCUCGAUCGAAGAGUUUGUCAACCCGAAGUACAAGGACGAAACGAAGACGGCUUUCAAGUCCCCGACUCGCCUCGAAUGCAUGAUGCAAGAUUACCCCAAGAGCUUGGGCACGAAAUCCAAAGUCGGUUUCACCGUCUUCGCGAACUGGAUUGGUUACAGUCCGGUGAAGAACUCUCCUGCGGAUGGGUUGGCAAAGUUCAAGUCAAAUGGCCCGACGCACACAGCUACGAGCGGUGAGUUUGAGUUUUAUGAAUCGUGCGCGAAUCUCCUUCGUUUGACGGGUGCGGACGUCCCUGAAACCAGUAUUGACACUGAAUUCAACGGUAUGAAAUUACCGAUGGGCCCACGCGUCGUGCUCGGACCAGAAUUUGGUACGACAUUUGACGAGAUCAAGUCGAAAGUUGGCAAGGUGAUACUGGGCUCAAAGAGUACUCUGAUCGUCGAAGGCUCUGGGGUCCACCUGAACGACGUCAACGUGGACGGUACACUCGUCAUCAAGGCGUGCGAAGGAGCCGUGAUCAACGUGAACGGGCUGAAAGUGAACAACAAGGGCUGGGAGUGGAAGCCCACCGGGAAGGGUUUCGGCUCAAUGCGCAUUCGCGAAGUCGACGCACUUCGAGGAUUUAUCGUGAAGAAGCACGAACAGAAAGAAUACGUGUUCGAUAAGCCGGGCACGUACAACAUCCCUUGA